Molecule: messenger RNA, 432 nt
Organism: Galeopterus variegatus (Sunda flying lemur)
Lineage: Eukaryota; Metazoa; Chordata; Mammalia; Dermoptera; Cynocephalidae
Product: centrosomal protein POC5-like
Exons: 3
Cellular component (GO): centrosome
Source: RefSeq, a predicted model, not a curated record
GAAGAGUAUGAAGAACUGCUUCGUUAUGCUAUAGUGACACCAAAUAUUGAAUCCAGUACUUUACAGUCAUCUCAUCCUAAGGGAGAAGUGGCGCCAGAUAAUAGAAUUCCUACUACAAUUGAUGAUAUUCUUCAUAAUCAAGGAAGUAACCCUUUAGUAAGAGAAACUGGGAUGGAAGUUGGAAAAGAAAGUGAUUUAAAUAUUUCAAGUCAUUCAAAGACAGAUGGGUCGUCACCAGUGUUAUCACCAAGGAAGCCUUCUCACCCAGUCAUGGACUUCUUCAGUUCACAUCUUUUAGGUGACUCUUCCUCACCAGCAUCUAAUUCUACUCAUACAGAUGCCCGUGAAAUACUUGUGAGCGAUUUUCUUGUUUCUGAUGAAAACCUUCAUAAGAUGGAAAAUGUACUUGAUCUUUGGAGUUCAGGUCUUAAG